Engraulis encrasicolus (European anchovy) is the source of this 5610-nucleotide messenger RNA. RefSeq names its product collagen, type IV, alpha 4 (gene col4a4). Gene Ontology annotation, biological process: extracellular matrix organization. The transcript is spliced from 48 exons. Bases 262 to 5253 code for a protein of 1663 amino acids. The record is from RefSeq and is a predicted model, not a curated record. Lineage: Eukaryota; Metazoa; Chordata; Actinopteri; Clupeiformes; Engraulidae. Gene Ontology annotation, cellular component: collagen trimer. Gene Ontology annotation, molecular function: extracellular matrix structural constituent conferring tensile strength.
CGAUGUGUAGGUUUCAUCUAUUUGUUUGUUUUAUGUGCCAAAUUGCUAUGACGUCGUUAUAGCAGGACAAUCUUCUUGCGCAGGAGUGGAGCUGUCAGUCUGUCAGGCACUGGAGAGGCGGAGCGUCAGGGAGUCUUGUCCUCUGAGGUCACAGCCAGUGCUACUGCCGCUGCUGCUGCUGCUACAGAGGUCACGAGGGCCGGUCUGAUCUGAAGGAGGGUCACGCCCCCCCUCCCCCUCUACCUCCACCCUGUGGCGGACAUGACGCACCCCUUCAAGAUCACCUGCUGGCCAAGCCUUCAGCUCUGGUGGCUUUUGGCUGUGGUGGUAACGACGACUGCUGAUGCUCAAAAGUGGGACACGUCUGAAGGUUGCAGUGGCAGGGACUGCACUACGUGCCAGUGUUUGCCGGCUAAAGGAGCACAGGGUGCUCCGGGUCCUUUGGGGAAUCAGGGCCCCCCGGGGCCCCCGGGGUUCCCAGGGCCAAUAGGCCCCCAGGGAGAGAAGGGUCGCCGCGGCGAUGAGGGAGACGCUGGUGGCCCUGGACUACCAGGACUUCAGGGUGCUGCUGGUAGGCCAGGCUUUGCUGGCAUUCCCGGAGUGGACGGUCAUCCAGGGCCAGGUGGUCUCCGUGGGCUGCCAGGAUUGGACGGCUGCAAUGGAACUCGAGGCGAUCCCGGAUAUCACGGCCCACCAGGACUCGAUGGCUUACCAGGACCAUUAGGCUACCCAGGACCCUCAGGACAGAAGGGAGAUCCAUCAUAUAGAUUUACCUACCAUCCCGGCCCACCCGGUGGCAUAGGACUGGAUGGACUACCUGGUCUUCCUGGCCCCAAAGGAUUUCCAGGCCCAGUUGGCACUGCAGGGACACUCGGUGCAGAUGGAUUUGAUGGAAUUCCUGGUCUACCUGGAGAACGUGGCCAGCCAGGUGACAGUGGAAGGUCUUUACCAGGAACCAAAGGAGACGAGGGGGAUGUAGGAAUCCAGGGCCCCCCAGGUCCAUUUGAGGUUGUCGAACUUCCAGAAGAAUUCUAUCCAAAAGGAGAAAAGGGAUCAACAGGGCCCAGAGGUGAAUCUGGAGUAACUGGUAUUCCGGGUUAUGCUGGCUAUCCGGGAGAGAAAGGAGAGAAGGGUGUCCGUGGUAUCCCAGGAGACAGAGGGCCUUCAGGGAUUCCAGGUUCACCAGGCUAUCCAGGAUUUAGGGGGUCUCCUGGAGGUGAUGGCCUUCCUGGACUGAUUGGUAGACCAGGCCUCAAGGGCUAUCCAGGAGACGCGGGAGCUAAGGGGCAGACCUUGUACAAUCAGUUUGAUGUUAUAGGGUUAAUGGGGGACCCUGGUGAGCCUGGUCGGCCCGGUCCGCCCGGUGACAGUGGCCUCAUGGGUUUGCCAGGAGCCCGAGGAGAGACAGGGGUCUCCAUCGUAGGUGCUCAUGGAGGCCCAGGCCUGAUGGGACAGCCGGGCCCCAAAGGAGAGAAGGGGGAUCGGGGCCGCAGGGCCAACGGCGUGCCAGGGGAGCCUGGGAAACCAGGCCUGCAGGGGGGCAGGGGAGUACCGGGGCCCCCAGGAGCUCCGGCGUGUGGGAGGUUCUGCAUGCCGGGAGAACCUGGGGAGAGAGGGCCGCAGGGAUCAAUAGGGGUCCCAGGCAGCAGAGGACUCAAAGGACAAAGAGGUUUGCAAGGCGGCUGUGCAUGUCAGACCCCUCCAGACCUCCCGGGUCCGGAUGGGCCUAAGGGCGCAGAGGGGGGCGGCGGGAGGCCUGGCGAACCUGGCGUGCCCGGCACCAGUGGAGAUCCAGGCCCCUCUGGUGAACUGGGCUGGCCCGGCCCUGUCGGUCCCCCUGGAUAUCCAGGUGGGAAAGGAGAGAAGGGCCAGAAAGGGGACACCUACAUCAUGGACAUCAAAGGUCCAAAGGGCAGCAAGGGUGGUAUAGGCCAGCCAGGACCCAGGGGCUUCCCUGGCAGCCCAGGAGUGACCGGGGAGACAAGGCCACCCGGAGACGCAGGGCCUCCCGGAGACAGUUAUCCCGGCUAUCCAGGGAACCAGGGAGACCCAGGACUCUUUGGGCUGAAGGGCCUCACAGGGCCACCGGGUCCCCCAGGGCCCGGCAUGCCUGGGGCGGCAGGACAGAGGGGCAGCCCUGGGGAUGAAGGUUAUCCAGGGUUACCAGGAGUGCCAGGGGCAAAGGGCACCAAAGGUGACACAUUCCCUUGCCCUCCCAAGUACCCAGGACCUCCAGGAUACAAGGGGGAACGUGGCCCUCCAGGACCCCCGGGCCCUCCAGGCUUGUAUGGGAACAGGGGCCCCACAGGAGGAAACGGCCUCAAGGGGACGAAAGGAGAGGCAGGAGAACCAGGACCUCCAGGGAUCCAAGGUCCUCCAGGAUUUAGUGGUGAUGCGGGCCGAGAGGGUCCAGAGGGACCCAGCAUCGAUGGCCCAGAGGGUAACCCAGGUUGUGUAGGGCCCCAGGGGCUGAAGGGUCCUGACGGGGCCUCUAUUCCCGGACCUCCAGGCCCCAUCGGCCCAAUAGGAUUCCCAGGGUUUCCUGGAGCGGCAGGCAUACGGGGACCAGAGGGGGCUGCCGGCCUGCCAGGAAUUCCUGGAACGGAUGGAGCUCCUGGAGCCCCAGGUUUGGCUGGUGCCAUUGGCUGCAGAGGUAGAGACGGGGCCAAAGGGGACACGCCCAUGUCCUGUCCCAAUGGCCCAUCUGGUGAACCUGGUGCACCGGGCUGUGAGGGCUACGUAGGCCAACCAGGAUUUACAGGAGCUAAAGGUCUGGCAGGGCUGCCAGGUGCCCCAGGCAAGGGACUUCAGGGCCCCCCUGGGAAGCCGGGAAGCCCAGGAACGCCUGGCUUCCAAGGGGCCCGUGGUCCUCAAGGCCCCGACGGAGAAGACGGACAAUCAGGUGUUCCGGGCCCAAAAGGCCUACCAGGACCAGCUGGGUGGCCAGGCUUGCCUGGGGACACCGGACCGCAGGGCACCUGUGGACUGCAGGGGAAGAAGGGAGAGCAAGGCUUUGAUGGACGGCCAGGGUUCCCAGGACCAGACGGAGUACCGGGAGAGAAAGGUGAACGAGGUGCUAUCGGCCCCCCAGGAAUUACCACUUUCCUCCCCAUCAAAGGCCUGAAGGGGUUUGCUGGAUUUCCAGGAGACCCUGGAUUCACAGGCUCUCGAGGUGAGAAAGGUAUACCUGGGAAACCUGGUGGACCGGGCUGUGCUGGACAGCCUGGUCUUGCUGGUCCAAGAGGUACUCAGGGAUGCUUCGGGAAACCUGGAGCUGAUGGGGCACCAGGCCUCAAAGGAUUACGUGGGUUGCCAGGCAACAACGGAGAUCGCGGCAGAGAUGGAGAUGCGGGAGACCCUGGGAAUGAAGGCUGUGAAGGAGCAAAAGGAGCUCUUGGACCAACUGGUGAAAAAGGUGAUCCAGGUGAUUCCUUUGGUUGUGCAGGAAGUCCAGGAGAUAAAGGUGAAACAGGAGACACUGCGGAGCCAGGACCUCAAGGUGAUCCAGGAGAGCUUGGAGCUACCGGCUGCAUUGGCAACAAUGGCACCAAAGGAGUAAAAGGAGCACAUGGAUUCUCAGGGAAGCAAGGAUUUCCAGGUGUAAGUGGACCUCAAGGGCCUGCAGGGGCGCCUGGUGCUGAAGGUCGUCCAGGUGACCCUGGACUUGCUGGGCCUGAUGGCAGACCUGGAUUGACGGGACUUAGAGGUCCUCCAGGGAAACUGGGAGUUCACGGUCUGGACGGUUUGAAGGGGGUUAAGGGUGAGAUUGGAGCAAGAGGGCCAGGGUUGCAGGGGCCCACGGGGCCUCAAGGUGAUAAAGGGGACAAAGGGCCCAGAGGAAACCCGGGCCCCCCAGGCCCCCAGAUACUGGGACAGAAAGGACAACCAGGACAGACAGGAUUCACAGGACCCCCAGGCCCGUGCGGCCCUCCUGGUGCACAAGGUGAAGACUGUAAGGACCCCAAAUAUGGACAAUAUGGAGAGCCAGGAGUACCGGGAGGGGAUGGACCACCAGGGCCACCUGGGGACAUGGGGGAGCCUGGUCCGACGAUGCCCAUACCAGGUGAUGCCGGGGCACCAGGAGCCCCGGGCGCCCCUGGGGCUCCGGGACCAAAAGGCAAUGCUGGACCCCCCGGGGUGCCAGGCUCAGCAGGGUAUCCUGGACUAAAAGGUGAACAUGGGGCAAUCGGCUUCAUGGGUUUGCCGGGUCCGACUGGUCUGGAUGGGGAGAAAGGCCUGAAAGGUCCCAAGGGUGCUAAAGGAUCCGCGGGAGACCCUGGUCAAAAAGGGGAGAAGGGGAGUUUAGUGUUUGUGGACCAUGAGAGACCUCCACGUGGCCCUCCGGGGCCUUACGGCCUUCCCGGGCCCCUCGGGGCCUCUGGUCCACCUGGUUACAACGGCAGAGAGGGCUUUAAAGGCCUCAAGGGAGACCCAGGGGAUCCAGGAGCGCCGGGUAUCCCAGGAGUAGCAGGUCCAGACGGGGCUACAGGAGACGCAGGAGACCCUGGACCACCAGGACUGACAGGGCUGCAGGGUCCCACCGGAGACACGGGCGAUCCAGGAGACACCGGCCUGAGCAUUCGCUACAACUCGGGCUUCCUGAUGGUCAUGCACAGCCAAUCCCAACGCAUCCCUGUGUGCCCAGCUGGAACGACUGAACUGUGGACCGGAUACAGCCUCCUGUAUCUGGAGGGACAGGAGAAAGCCCACACGCAGGAUCUUGGCCAGGCGGGCUCCUGCAUGCGCAUGUUCAGCACCAUGCCCUUCUCCUACUGCAACAUGGCCUCCUGCAACUACGCCAGCCGCAACGACAAGUCCUACUGGCUCUCGGCCAACGUGCCCGUGCCCAUGAUGCCCGUGUUGGGCCACGAGAUCCAGGCGCUCAUCAGCCGCUGCGUGGUGUGCGAGGCGCCCUCGCGGCCCAUCGCCAUCCACAGCCAGGAGACGGUGAUGCCCGCCUGCCCCUACCAGUGGCGGCCCCUGUGGGACGGGUACUCCUUCAUGAUGCACACGGGUGCCGGUGACGAGGGCGGCGGCCAGUCUCUGACGUCAUCGGGCAGCUGCCUGCAGGACUUCCGGGCGCAGCCCUUCGUGGAGUGCCAGGGUCCCCGCGGCACGUGCCAGUUCUUCGCCGACGCCUACAGCUACUGGCUGACCAGCAACCCCAGCCAGACCCCCAGUCAGGCCGUGCUGAAGGAGCCCCAGGAGCAGCGGCAGAAGACCAGCCGCUGCAGGGUCUGCAUGAAGGACUGAUCAAUACCAAUCGAUGGUUUCUAAUCGAUCGAUACUUUCUUCCUUCAACACCUGCCAAUCGCACUUCGGAGACAACACGGAUUGGUCAACUUAGAGGAGGAGGUUGGGCUUUGGGGCAGCAGCGGACUGGUUAAAAAUGGAGGGAGAACAAAAAAAAACAGAAACAGUGGCUUUGAGCAGCGUUUUUGUUGGUUGUCACUUUCCCUCCUUCCCUACCCCCUUGUUUUCUAUGACAAAGAAAAGACUGACGUCAUGGAUGCUCUGGUUUCUCUCUUUUUUUAAAAUAUGCAGUAUGGUAUUUCUCCGCAAAGGGCAUCUGACCCGAAAAAAAACAUACUUGAUCCACAUACAUUUCAA